UAUUUUUAUUAUUUUUUUGGAGAAAAAAAAAAUAAGAAUAAGAUCCCCCUGGUUGACGGUGAUACUCCCACGGCAUUUGGAAAGAUCAGCUACAGUCAUCGUCCAAAGAGGUGUGGUUGCGCCAGACUCACCCACCCCAGAACUUGCAUUGGCACACACAUCCUUGAGCGUGGAGAGCUGAAAAUAAGCUGUUUUAUAUAUAACUAAGACAAGAUGCCGGAAGACGUUGAGGCAAAUGGGACAGAGGUCUCAGAUGCUAUGUCCGAGAAUGAGAACGAGUACGACGAUAUGGAACAACCUAUCAAGGACGAAGAUAUCAAACUGGCUGACCAAAACACUUCUCCUGAGCCUGGAACUGAGCAGUCAGGAGAAGUCAAGAAGAAGUACGAUCCUAAAGAUCCACAUCGUCCAAGGAGAAAGAAAGCUAGACGUGCCUGUUAUGCUUGCCAGAGGGCUCAUUUAACAUGCGGAGAUGAACGUCCUUGCCAAAGAUGUAUCAAGCGUGGUCUUGCUGAUGCUUGCCAAGAUGGUGUACGGAAAAAGGCCAAAUAUCUUCACGAUGCUCCUCCGGAAGCGCUCAGACCCGUUCUUGGGCCGACUUAUAAUCCAGCUGCUCACGCAAAAUCAACCAAUGGAAGACAUCUUUCUAACGGGAAUGCCGAAACUUCACCGUAUUAUUCGGAGGCUUCCAACUCUUCAACCUACUCUAUAUAUGGUGGUAAUCCUCAAGGCCAGAUGGCAUCUUUGCCAGAGAAUAUGACUUUCGGUGGACAGCAAUCUCCGGUAACUCCUGGGUAUCAGCCGUCGAGUACGUCUAGGGCAGCGCAAAUAGGUUCCAUGCAUGUUCCUCAGGUGUCUAGUGAGAUGAAUAAUAGCUUUUCUACGGCUUUAUUCGAUCCAAGCAACCCGGCAAUUUUCAACUUCGACCUUGAAGGCCUUAACUUUGGAAGUCACUAUGGCGCUCUCGAAUUUGGAAUGCUUGGCCAUAUGUCUUCCGGAGCUGCGGAAACACCACCUAGAGACGCCAUAGCCCAACCUCCUGGGACGGAUGUCAACUAUGGACCCACGGCAGUAUACCGAAAUGGGGUCAACCAAUAUAACCAGGUAUACGAAAACGGCAUGGCUGAAAACUUCAUGAAUGUUGACCCGAGCAACGGCGGUGCAUAUCCAGGUAACUUGCAGCAUGGUCUGCCUCACGCGUAUGCCGUAGCGGCUGCUGGGCCCACGCCAAAUAGCUUGGCUAGUCCCAGCACAGAUAAUACAUCUAGUCCGCAACCUACAGGUUAUUCCUUCGAUAAAUCACCAACGGCAAGCACAUACACGCCUGCAAGCUCUCAACCAAUCGUUCAACCUACGAGGCCGAAACCGAAGUCUUCGAACUCAACUAGCCGGUUUGGACCCCAAUCUGUCCUAGGUAAACGACAUCGCGAUCCGUCUGCGAUCUACGAUACUGUCACGGAGCCUUAUCCAUACCUUACUGGGUUUCACAAUUUGAUCGCGUUCGUCCAGCGAAGAUUUUCCGCCAACAAAACUCUACGCAUCGCCAAAUCACUUGCCAGUAUCCGACCUUCGUUUAUUUCCUGUACGCGGAACCUCAAUAGGCAAGAUCUUAUUUUCAUGGAAAAAUGCUUGCAACGGACGCUAUUCGAGUAUGAAGACUUCAUGGGGCACUGCUCAGCGCCAACCAUUGUUUGCCGAAGGACAGGGGAGGUGGCGGCCGUCAACAAGGAAUUUGUUGCGCUGACUGGGUGGACCAAGAACAUUCUACUGGGUAAAGAGCCCAACAUGAACGCCAAUAUUGGUCGAUCGGGAUCCGAGUUGAGUAGCCUCGGCAGCACAGGCAAGCCAGAAUACGCCACCCCGCGAUUAAGAACAGUCCAACCCGACCUAGGAAAAGCCUCGGAAGGCAAGACACAACCGGUUUUCAUUGCCGAGUUCAUGGACGACGACAGCGUUAUUCAAUUCUACGAGGAUUUCGCUCAGUUGGCAUUUAACGAUAGCCGCGGCCACGUGACAAGGAAGUGCCGACUACUCAAAUAUCGAACAAAGGAAAUGAGCGAAUGCUUGAGCAGUGAUGAGUCAUCUCCCCACAAGGACCGAAGAGCCAACAAUAGUAUCCUGAGCAAUAGAGUUGCUAGGAUAGAUGGGGAGCAUGGGAUAUCUAAGCUGGAGAAGGACGGCAAGAUUGACUGCACGUUCUGCUGGACUAUUAAACGUGACGUUUUCGAUAUACCAAUGUUGAUUGUUAUGAAUUUCCUACCAUGUUACUACCGCAACCAGGACCAAUUGGCUGUAUAGGGGUUAUAGGGGGUUGCCGAUUCAGUUGGAUGCACGAUAUAGACGCAUGCAUGAUUUUGGGUUCUUUUUAUUCUCUUAGCACACACGGAGCCUAUUGUCAGCAUGGGCGGCGUUUUGGACGGGGCUCGCAUUUUAGAGCUCCUCUCCCCUUACCGGGAGCUGGUCACAUCAUGCAUGUAUCUCACGGACUUAUACAAGGUAGAUAGACAAGGGAU
Annulohypoxylon truncatum is the source of this 2513-nucleotide messenger RNA. RefSeq lists its product as uncharacterized. Gene Ontology annotation, molecular function: DNA-binding transcription factor activity, RNA polymerase II-specific; RNA polymerase II transcription regulatory region sequence-specific DNA binding; zinc ion binding. The coding region runs from base 214 to 2298 and encodes 694 amino acids. Gene Ontology annotation, biological process: regulation of DNA-templated transcription; cellular response to starvation. Gene Ontology annotation, cellular component: nucleus. The record is from RefSeq and is a predicted model, not a curated record. NCBI's taxonomy places the organism in Eukaryota, Fungi, Ascomycota, Sordariomycetes, Xylariales, Hypoxylaceae. The transcript has 3 exons.